AAAAGUCCUUUUGAGAAAUUUAUGCAAAGGAAAGCGGAAGAAGCAAUUUCAUUAGAGAAAGUUCUUGAAAGUUGUUGUGUUGUUACAAGUAUUUUGUUAAAACUUCUUUCGUAAAGACGUUGUUUAUUGUUCACCAUGAAGUGGGAAUACAAAGAGGAACAUGCGUUCGAAAAGCGUCGCGCAGAGGGCGAGAAAAUCCGCACGAAGUAUCCUGACAGAGUCCCGGUCAUCGUGGAAAAAGCACCCAAGGCAAAGAUUGGAAACUUAGAUAAGAAGAAAUACCUUGUGCCAUCAGAUCUUACAGUUGGUCAAUUCUACUUUCUCAUUCGAAAACGUAUCCACUUGCGUCCUGAAGAUGCUCUGUUCUUCUUUGUAAAUAAUGUUAUACCACCAACUAGUGCCACCAUGGGUCAGUUAUACCAAGAGCAUCAUGAAGAAGACUUUUUCCUUUAUAUUGCUUACAGUGACGAGAGUGUAUAUGGAUAUGCAUGAAUGAAGAACUGAAAAUAAUCAAUCUCUUGUAUAUGUACAGUAAUGCAAACCAGUGUAGGUUUUUUCAUUGAAUUAUUUCAAAUUCACAUAAUAAUUAUUCAUGAAAGAUACAUUUCUAAAUACUCUUUAGUCCUUUAUAUUCCUUUGCUGGCACAUUCAAUGUACAUUCCAUAAUAAUAAAACAUUUUAUUAUAA
This is a messenger RNA of Xenia sp. Carnegie-2017, 687 nucleotides long. RefSeq names its product gamma-aminobutyric acid receptor-associated protein. Bases 136 to 492 code for a protein of 118 amino acids. Gene Ontology annotation, molecular function: ubiquitin protein ligase binding; GABA receptor binding. Gene Ontology annotation, cellular component: cytosol; autophagosome; autophagosome membrane. Lineage: Eukaryota; Metazoa; Cnidaria; Anthozoa; Malacalcyonacea; Xeniidae. The record is from RefSeq and is a predicted model, not a curated record. Gene Ontology annotation, biological process: macroautophagy; cellular response to nitrogen starvation; autophagosome assembly. The transcript has 3 exons.